GUGUUGGGGUGGGGUGGGGGGAGCCAUCUGGUACCUUGGUAGCGUCUGAAAGAGCAUCAGCCAUAACGACAGAAAUGGCCAGUCAGUCGCAGGGUAUUCAGCAGCUCCUGCAAGCCGAGAAACGGGCGGCUGAGAAGGUGGCAGAUGCCAGAAAGAGGAAGGCCCGGCGUCUGAAGCAGGCAAAGGAGGAGGCACAGAUGGAGGUGGAGCAGUACCGUAGAGAGCGAGAGCAGGAAUUCCAGAGCAAGCAGCAGGCGGCCAUGGGCUCCCAGGGGAACUUGUCGGCUGAGGUGGAACAGGCUACAAGACGCCAGGUGCAGGGCAUGCAGAGCUCCCAGCAGAGAAACCGAGAACGCGUCCUGGCCCAACUUCUUGGCAUGGUCUGCGACGUCAGGCCCCAGGUCCACCCCAACUACCGGAUUGCUGUCUAGGAUCCACCGUAGGGCCUAACUGUUCCCUUCCAGUUCCCUUCCUCAAAGAAAUCCCCCAAGCAAAAUUACCUCCCACCAUCUUCACUGCUUCUUUCCACUUGCUCUCCAUUCCCUGGAAAUUCUAGGGGCAAGAUCCAAUAAUUCUCUGAAAUUUAGAAGUUCUCCUGCUCAGAUCUGAAUCUCCUUAUUGUUCUUUAACCUUCACUGGGACCUUGUAAACUCCCAAGUCACUGUCACGCGACCCCUCUUUGAAAUUUGUAGCAUGGAGAAGUAGGAAUGUGAAAAACACUUUGGCUUCAGAGCCUGGCAGGCUGAAGUCCCUUUCCCAACCCUGCCACUUGCUGGGACAGGACAAGCUACUUGACCCCUAGUCCAGUGUCCUCCUCUACAGGACUAAAAUGAUGAUGAUGAUGAUGAUACCUACCUUAUAGGGUUGCUGCAAUGAUUAGGAAUCACUCUGUAAAGAGCCUGGCGUGGUUUCUGGCAUCUAGUAGCUGUGAUUCAAUAAAUGGUAGCUCUAUGGUAUUAUUACCACUCCCUGCCCACCUGCCAAAACCUAAACACAGCUGUUUCCUCACAUUUGUCAACGGUUCUCUAAUUCUACUCAUUCAUUCUGUGAACCUAGUAAUUCUCAGAAGAAUUAGUUCUUCCCACCUCUCUUUCCCCAGAGCUUUAUGAUCCCUGAAAAGUAAUGAAGACCUCGUUUAGCCUCUCUACUGUGAUUCCAGGAAGAUGUUGAAUUUCUUAGUCUUUCUUUUUGUGUCUAAGUUUGUCUUUCCGUUUAUUGGAUUCCCCCUUUUCUGAUUUCCCUGAAGACCCAUGAGAUGCUCACUGCUUCCUGAGAUCUAAAGUGAUGCUAUGUUCCCUUGUAUGCAUGGCCUUCCUUUCUACAUCUUGAACACCUUUCCCUUGUAACAAUGAAAAAGUUUCAAUAAAAAAAAACUGUGGGCAAAUCAA
Odobenus rosmarus divergens (Pacific walrus) is the source of this 1388-nucleotide messenger RNA. RefSeq names its product ATPase, H+ transporting, lysosomal 13kDa, V1 subunit G2 (gene ATP6V1G2). Lineage: Eukaryota; Metazoa; Chordata; Mammalia; Carnivora; Odobenidae. Gene Ontology annotation, molecular function: proton-transporting ATPase activity, rotational mechanism. The record is from RefSeq and is a predicted model, not a curated record. Gene Ontology annotation, cellular component: vacuolar proton-transporting V-type ATPase complex. Bases 75 to 431 code for a protein of 118 amino acids. The transcript has 3 exons. Gene Ontology annotation, biological process: proton transmembrane transport.